Molecule: messenger RNA, 4501 nt
Organism: Carassius auratus (goldfish)
Lineage: Eukaryota; Metazoa; Chordata; Actinopteri; Cypriniformes; Cyprinidae
Product: protein spire homolog 1-like
Exons: 14
Coding region: 109-1902 (597 amino acids)
Biological process (GO): actin nucleation; actin filament polymerization; actin filament network formation
Cellular component (GO): cell cortex; cytoplasmic vesicle membrane
Molecular function (GO): microtubule binding; actin binding
Source: RefSeq, a predicted model, not a curated record
CUCAUUAAAAUAUCUUCUUGUGUGUUAAACAGAAGGAAGAAACUCGUUCAGGUUACAUUUAUUGCGGUUGAUGUUGUUUUGUCGCAGGCGAUCGAGUCUCUGGGCGUCAUGAUCUAUAAGGCUCUGGAUUUCGGGCUGAAGGAGAACGAGGAGCGAGAGCUGAGUCCUCCGCUGGAGAAGCUCAUCGACCUGAUGACGAACGUGUCUGAGGCUGAGAGCAACUCCUGCGCUGAUGAAGGCUACGACGCCACUGAGGAAGACGAGGAUGAGCCCUGCCGGAUACGAGGCUACCGCGACAUCAUCAAGCUGUGUGCUCUUCACCUGUCCACGCCGGCAGACGCGGCCGAUCAUUACCAGGCCGUGUGUCGAGCUCUGUACGCCGAGACCAAAGAGCUGCGCAGCUUCCUGGAGAAGAUCCAGAACGCCAAAGACAACCUGUGUAAGAUGCAGGGGGAUGCUGUUGACGAACCUGGCAGGGAGCUAAACGAGCUGCAGAAUGCUGAUUGGGCGUGGCUCUGGGUGCAGCUGAUGCGAGAUCUGAGGAACGGCGUGAAGCUGAAGAAGGUGCAGGAGCGGGAAUAUAAUCUGCUUCCCAUCGAGUUCCAGCUCACGCCGUACGAGAUGCUCAUGGACGACAUCCGCUCCAAACGCUACAAGCUACGCAAGGUCAUGGUGAAUGGAGAUAUUCCUCCGAGGUUAAAGAAGAGCGCUCAUGAAGUCAUACUGGAGUUCAUCAGAUCCAGACCCCCGCUGAACCCCGUGGCGGAGCGUAAACUCAAACCGCAGGCCGAACGUCCUCCGUGUCUACAUGAGCGUAUUCUGAAGGAGAUCAAAUCUGAGAGGAAGCUGAGGCCCGUGUCGCCCGAUAUGAUCCGCAGGAGUCGAUUUGACGUCUCCUCCUCGGAUGAUGCGAGGAAGGUCUCCAGCACGCUGCCGUUGGCCAAUAGCGUGUCUCUUCAGCAGAACGGCUCCGGAGGCUUUCAGAGGAAAAGACUUCAAGCACCGACUCUGACUGAACUGGACAGCUCUGAUUCAGACGACGAGUCCUUAGGUCAAAGGUCAGCCAGCUGCUCCAGCAUCUCUACAUCCGUGAUGGACGACACGUCGCAAGAAUCCGUCCUGAGCAAGAAAACUCCGCCCAUGUUCCUCCCGAUCUCGUCCACGCCGCAGCCGGAGAGACGACAUCACGCUCAGCGCCGUCACUCCAUCGAGAAGGAAACGCCCACCAGUGUGCGUCACUUCCUGCCGCCCUCCAGACACAGCUCUAGAUCCCUAGAGGAGUUUUGUUUCCCGGUGGAGUGUCUGUCUCUGACCGUGGAGGAAGUGAUGCACAUUCGGCAGGUUUUGGUCAAAGCCGAACUGGAGAAGUUUCAGCAGUUCAAAGACAUCUACAACGCCAUGAAGAAGGGGAAGCUGUGCUUCUGCUGCCGAACGAAACGGUUUUCCUUCUUUACCUGGUCCUACACCUGUCAGUUCUGUAAAAGGCCGGUGUGCUCACAAUGCUGUAAAAAAAUGCGCCUCCCAUCGAAGCCUUAUGGCAGUCUCCCAAUUUACUCUCUGGGUCCGUCCACUUCGACUCUGAAACGGGACGCCGCCGGCCGAAAGCCAGAGAAGCCCAGCCUCCAGCGCACAGUGUCCAGAUUAUCCAAGCACAGGCGUCAGUCGUCCUCGUCUCUGGAGGAAAUGGGGCUCCCGAAAGAGCUGAUGGAAGACUGGAGCACCAUGGAGGUCUGCGUCGACUGCAAGAAGUUCAUCUCCGACAUCAUCGCCUCGAGCAAGCACAGCCUGUCUCUGGCCAACAAGAGAGCGCGCUUGAAACGCAAGACUCAGUCCUUCAUCGAUACGACGUCAGAGAAGAGCGCAGAAUACCGGCCUUCGGAGAGAACUAUCAAUGAGGUCUAGAUCUGAGGACUGUGAUACACAGGGCCGAUAAACUCUUAUAGAUGUGUAGCAGUUCUUCCACACACAGAAACACACUUCUGUCCUGUAAAACGUGGUUACGUUAGAGAAAUUAAAUUGUCUAUUGAGACUUUCAAACCAAGCAGCUUUUUGUCUUGGUCCAAUUCGUGACAGCAGCGUAUUACGCAAUAAUGUAUUCGUUCCCUCGUUUUAGUUAAAUAAGAACAAAAUGAUCAGUUCUCAUGACGUAUUCAUUUGUUCCCUCGUUUUAGGAUCAAAUUAAUACAACGUGGCGACUAUUUACUUAAAACGAGGUAGCGAAUUUUUGAUAUUAAAUGAAUAAGUAAUGAGAAACGAAUAUGUUUUUCUUGAGUCUUCGUACACAUGAGCGAAAUCACCUUCAUGUGAAACUCCUGAUUGCAUGGAUUCCUAUUGAAAUGAGGAUUUUAAUGCAAAAUUGCGCUGAGAACAUUCGUAAACAUGACUGUUCCUUAGAAAAUAGAUAGUUCGGGUCCUUGAUUCUGAUUGGUUGGCCCACGUUCGAAGCUGUUGGAAAUUACUCUACAAACAUUGCUUUGCGUACCUUACGUCUGUGUGUAAACCAUAGACUGCAUAAAAACAUGGACGUAGUUUAUCCGUGAUGUCACCCGUAGUUUUCUGAAGAGCGUUUUUGAAGCUCAAAGUGGGCGGAGCCAGGCGUCUCUCCUGGAUCAUCUAAAAUGGGCAAAAAGGCGGGAGCUGGUUGCUGAAGCCACGCCCACCUAGCUUGAUGGCUGCGGCAAUCCAACUGUCACUCAAGUGGCCAUGCACUUAAUUAUGCAGAAUUUUUAAGGCUUAAUAUAAUUUAAUAUAAAUUCACCCCACCUAACAGUUCUCACAAAGGGGAAAAGAAUAUAUAUAGACCAAAAUAAUUUUUUCUUCUUCUAUAAAGUCGGGCAUUUUAACAUGGGAUUGACUCCUUUUGCAGCCAGCCUCCAGUGGCCAGUCGAUGAAUUACAGUUUAUUUACAGUUUGGUGCUCGGUGUGUAAACGCCCCUUAGCUGUUAUAAAUUCACUGUAAACCACGGGUUCUUGGGGCUUACUGCUUCAUUAACUCAUAAACAUAUCUUACUAGGGCUUUUCACACUUGAAAUAAUUAAGUCUGAGUCAAUCCUGGGUUAUCUUCUUCUUCCACGUUUAACACGGACGUUCCUAAAUCUGAUUUGCAUAUUUGCGGUGUCGUCGUUGCUGAUUGGAUGAACGCAGGACUGUUUCCUCUGAUGCUGAAGCUGGAUUUGUUUCACGUUUGUGUAGCUGGGUGAACCAAUGGUGCUGGAAAACGUAUAUUCACAAUAAAACCGUGUCUCGUUAAUUGACAUACAGUCGUAUUAAAACAAUAAGCACAAAUACAUCACUCGACACAGAGCUGAUGGUUCAAAGCACAUCGUUUAUUUUAUUCAUGACUUUAAUAUUGUGAUGCUGGAGGGGUGUGGAUAUAUUUGUACAGCUCAUGCUUCUCAUAUCUAGGUGAGAUUUGACUGUAAAUUAUGCGUAUGUUGAUUGAGUAAUGCAAGUCGUAUGUCAGGCCCAGUUUAUAAACAUUAAGAGUUGCAUUUAUUUUUAGUAAAUGAUUAAUAAUUUAUGCGUGAUAUGUUAAGUAAUAUCCUGGGAUGUACAGCGUUUAAUCAUGACAUGUUUUUGGGGAUGAUGAUGAUGAUGAUGAAAGUUUUCAAGCGUUUGGACAAUGGAGUAUUGUAUCGUUUCAUAUGAUCUGGGGUCAAAGGUCAUUGUGAUCUUGAUUCCACAUUUAAAUCUAAUCUGUUAAUCACACAGGGCUUUUUUAAGGGCUUUUUUUAAGAGUUAUUUUUAAACUUUUUUUUUUUUAUCAGGGGAUUGUAUUUCUGUUUUUAUUAUCCGAACAGCUGAUAUACUGCAUUUCAUUUUUUAUAUGCUUUAUUUCUUUAUUUUAAGAACACAAAGAGUUGUUUUAUUAUAUUUAUUCAAGUGAAGUUUUCAAUGCAACUUCUUCCUGUUGUGUGUUCAGUAUUUUGUUAAUUGUUUCUGUCUUUCAUCCUAUAAUGUAACAAUCAGUGUUUAAUUAUACAGAAAACUUGAAUUUGUACCUGUUAAAUCAUUGCCUUUUUCCUUUAAUAAUCUGAUAUGAAGUGAGCAUGAGAGCCAGGGCUCGUUGUGAGGAUGUUGUUAGUUUGAUUCAUCAGCUGAGAGGGAAAAUGUUUUAUUCAUUAGCUCUGAAGUGUCUCUCGAUUCCUUUUAACCCAUUAUUAAUUUGCCUUAGAAAAACUGCCUUCUUAAGCACUGCAAUAUCCAUCGAGUCGAGUUAAUGUAUAGUCUGUUUACAGUAUAACUGCACAUGCAUUUUUAACAUCUGCACAAAUGCUGUAGAUUUUUAAUCUCUUGACAUGUUUGGAGCAUCACUUGAGAUCACGGAAGCUAAGAACAUGUAAAUAAAUGUGUAAAAAUGUGCAUGCAUGUAAAACAGACCAGUAACUUUUAUUUUAAAACAGUUCGGUGAGUGAUGAUCUAUAGAAUAAUAAAAUACAAUAAUAAUCAUUGGGCUGUGGAUUUUACUUAUUCAUAUAAAGAGUGAAGAUUCUUUGUAAUA